AUGAAUGACAGGCGUCACGAUAAUGAACGGAGUCCUAACGUUGAUGGUGAAAAUAGGAAUGUGGAAGAUGAGAUGCAAGAUGAGAACGGUGGAGCAAUUCCUAAUUAUGAUGUUCAUAUGCCUAGACAGGGUCAAAAUGCUGAUGAUAUGUUAGAAAGACUUAGACAAAAUAAUUUAGGGGGGCAUUAUAAUCUAGCAAGAAAUGUUGAACAAGUUUUAAACCGUUUGGGAUUUAAUGUUGGUUGCUUGAAUAGGCCAUAUUUUGUGUUUGCUUUUCCUGAGUGUGUCCAACAAGCAGAGCUCCCAAGGGGUUGGAAAAUUCCAAAAUCCCUUACAAAAUUUUAUGGAGAAGAAAAUGAAUCUACAGUAGAGCAUAUUGCUCGAUAUACGGUUGAAAUUGGGGAAGCAGCUUCUAAUGAAUAUCUCAAGAUGAGAUAUUUUCCUUCUUCUUUAACAAAAAAUGCAUUUACAUGGUUCUCUAACUUGAGACCAAAUUCUAUUCAUUCUUGGGCGCAGUUGGAGAGAAAUUUUCAUGAUCAGUUUUUCCGAGGUGAAUUGAAAGUUAGUCUUACGGAUUUAUGCUCUGUCAAACGUGCAGAAGGAGAAUCCAUUGAUACCUAUUUGGCGCGGUUUAGAAACAUGAGGAAUAAAUGUUUUACUCCGAUUCCAGAAUCUGAAGUUGUCAAAAUGGCCACUAAUGGGCUAGAAUUCGGAGUUAGGAAGAAACUUGUUAAUCAACAUACUUUAGAUCUUUCCCAAUUAGCUGAGAGAGUAAGACAAAUAGAACAAAUUAAGAAAGAAAAAGAAAAUUUUAAAAGGGGUUCAAAAAAGGUUGCAUAUGUUGAUUGUUUUUCUGAUAGUAGUGAUUCAGAUGAAAAAGAGAUUUAUAUUGCUGAAUUACGUGGGGGUCCUCCUUAUGUAUGCAAAUCUUUGAAGCCUGUUAAAGGAAAGGAAAAAGUUUCUUCUUAUUCUAAAGUUGAAAAUAAGACUUAUUCUUUUGAUAUUUCUAAGGCAGAUCAAAUAUUUGAAGUUUUAUUAAAAGAUAAGCAGCUUAUUUUACCGGAAGAAAAAAAGAUGCCUACAACUGAUGAAAUAAAAAAUAAGAAAUUUUGUAAGUUUCAUCAAGUAUUUUCUCAUACCACUAACAAUUGCGUCCGUUUCAGGGAUUUGAUACAAAAAGCAAUUGAGGAGGGAAGACUGAAGUUUGACGAUAAAACUACUAUGAAGGUGGACACUGAACCAUUUGCUGCUGACUCAAAUUAUGUUGAGCCAUUCGAUUUGUCAAUCAACAUGGUAGAAGUUGAUGCCACGAUGAACUAA
Arachis ipaensis is the source of this 1320-nucleotide messenger RNA. The record is from RefSeq and is a predicted model, not a curated record. Lineage: Eukaryota; Viridiplantae; Streptophyta; Magnoliopsida; Fabales; Fabaceae.